AUGCGUUACACAUCCUUCCUCACCGUCGCUGCAUUCUCCAGCAUUGUCUUGGCUUCGUCAGUCGCGCGUGCCUCUCAGGAUGAUGUUGCUAGCAUCCUCGAGGCUCUCCGUGAGAACAACCCCGAGGAUGCCGAGGCCGCUGCUGCCGUUAUGAAUGUCAAGCUCCGUCGUCAAGAUGACGUUGCUUCCAUCCUCGCUGCUCUCGCAGCCAACAACCCUGACGAUGCGGCUGCUGCCCAGCAAGCCGUUAACGGCGCACAGAAGCGUGCUCCUCAGGAUGAUAUCAACAGCAUUCUUGCCGCCCUCGCAGCCAACAACCCAGAUGACGCUGCUGCUGCCCAGCAACUCGCCUCUUCUCCGAUGCACAAGCGCGAGCCUUAUGUCGUUCCCAACUCAAAAGCCGUAGAGCCUCUCUUGAGCAAGCGCCAGGACGACAUUAACAGCAUCCUUGCCGCUCUUGCAGCCAACAACCCCGACGAUGCGGCUGCCGCUCAGCAACUUGCCUCCAAGCCAGCGAGCAAGCGUCAAGACGAUGUCGAAAGUAUCCUCGCUGCUCUUGCGGCCAACAACCCAGAUGAUGCUGCUGCUGCCCGCCAAAGCAUCCAGAAGAGACAGGAUGAUAUCGCAUCUAUCCUUGCGGCUUUGGCACAGAACAACCCCGAUGACGCAAAGGCGGCGCAGUCGCUCGCUAAGCGAUGGAUGGCGUAG
This is a messenger RNA of Bipolaris zeicola 26-R-13, 708 nucleotides long. RefSeq lists its product as uncharacterized. The coding region runs from base 1 to 708 and encodes 235 amino acids. NCBI's taxonomy places the organism in Eukaryota, Fungi, Ascomycota, Dothideomycetes, Pleosporales, Pleosporaceae. The record is from RefSeq and is a predicted model, not a curated record. The transcript has 2 exons.